AUGGUGUUUAAAAGUUUGCUCGUUGUGCUUUGCGUGGUAGCUGCCAUUUUGGCAGACGAGAAGUCAACUUACACUGAUAAAUAUGACAACAUCAAUUUAAAGGAAAUCAAGGACAAUAAGAGAUUACUUGAGGCAUACGCAAACUGUGUCCUCGAUAAAGGGAAAUGCACCCCCGAGGGAAAAGAGCUAAAGGAUAAUCUUCAAGAAGCGAUAGAAACAGGCUGUGAGAAAUGCACAGAAAAGCAAGAGAAAGGAGCAUAUGAAAUUAUUGAGCACUUAAUUGAGCAUGAAAAUGAAAUUUGGAAUGAACUAUGCGCCAAAUUCGAUCCCGAAGGCAAGUGGAGGAAGAAAUACGAAGACCGCGCCAAGGCGAACGGCAUUAAAAUCCCAGAAUAA
Messenger RNA from Parnassius mnemosyne (clouded apollo), 396 nucleotides. Lineage: Eukaryota; Metazoa; Arthropoda; Insecta; Lepidoptera; Papilionidae. The record is from the annotation of a GenBank genome assembly.